Xyrichtys novacula (pearly razorfish) is the source of this 14910-nucleotide messenger RNA. The record is from the annotation of a GenBank genome assembly. Lineage: Eukaryota; Metazoa; Chordata; Actinopteri; Labriformes; Labridae.
GCAGCAGCGCGCGGUGAGAGGAGUAAAUAAUGGCUGAGGCGGUGAGUGUCUGAAACAACUGAUGUACUUUACUGUGUUAAUACUUCCUAAUUGAUCAUCUACAUCGUAAAUUGGAAGAAUAAUGUUGCUAUAUUUAAACCUGCUCCUAGAGAAACAUGUUUGCUUUUAGUGGGGAGGCCGAUAAAACUCUCUAAAAUGUGGAUUAACGGCGUUAGCUGUGGGUGUUAUGUUAGCUUUCCCAGUUGUAACGUUUAAUCGGAGCUCUUCAGAAUGAAAGCACAAAGUUAACAAACAGAACCUUUCUUAACACACCGCCAGCUACUGACCCUUUUGGUUUCACUUUCCCUUCAAACAGUAGAACAUUAAACCGUCUCUCUGGCCACAGAAAUACAGCUUGAGAGUUGUCAGACUGGAAAGUGUACCAAGAAUAGUGCCUUUUUUACAUUAUUACAGCGAGUAAGUGCUUAGCUAGCUAACUGUAGGUCAGUGUUAGCAUUCUUCUACAUUCUUUGACAGUUGUUUUGUAGCUUAAAACAAUGCAAUCUCAUUUGACAGGCACAGUAGUUAAAAUUAAUAAAAGUUCUAAGCUAGCACCAAUUUAUUGCUGUACUCGUGAGAUUUUGGGGUUGGACCUUUCCUUAUGUCCCGGGCUUAAGUUAACUCCUGUGGUCGAGUUUUAGGGAAUUAUGAAGUGUAGGGGCUUACUGAUUCAAUUUCUGGAUAUUUCAUGCUGAGAGAGUCCUUAGACCAUAGACUGUAUAUACUAUGGACAACUUGGUUCCGCCUACCGCCUGUACGGAUUUGAAGCCAAAUAGCUCUCGAUUGCUGUGUCCGAAUUGCCCGCUCGGAUACUACAUGCUACUGCUACAUACUACUGCUAGAUCCUACUCCUACAUACUAAACACGUUGGCCCAAUUCGGACACACUAGAUGAGCGGUGGGGAAAGACGACCCCCGCAGGCAGAGAGUAGGUACUGCGCCCGUGCAGACAGUGGUAACUGAAGCCCCUCAUCUGCUGGCCUGGCUAUAUAGCUGAGCAGAUAAGGAAAUAAUCGUUCACUUUGUUAUACAAGCAUGACAUUUGGUACAUAUACGCUUCAAACCCCACUCUUUUCAAAAAUAACGUUAGCCACGCAAAAUUCCAAGAUGGCGGCCCCAAAAUCCAAGAUGUCCGCCCCAAAAUGUGGUUUUUCCUUUAUAACUCAAAAUGACUUGAUAUUUAGCCCCAUACAUAUAUUGAAGUUGAAUAUAAAGUUGGGUAUUGCGGACAUUUUGGUACCUAAUACAUCUCUGUAUCCAUUACGGUUCUUGAGAUACAGCAUAUAGACAUUUGUACAGAAUUUGGAGAGUGAGACAUUUGUAACACCGAUUGUUGUUACGUGCAUAUGGUUAUAUGAAAAUAUCAUUUCCAUUAUCUGUUAUUUUCAUUAGGGUUAUAACAUUAAAUUUGAGAAACAAGAUGGUGUCCAAGAUGGCUGCCAUUGCCUUGAAGUAAUCAUGAAUUCAGCAGAGAUGAAUCAUGAAUUCAGAAGAAUGAAACUUAUCAUAAAAGGUUAAAAAUUAGGCAUUUUGUGACAAUUUUCUGAUUUUUGUUAUGCUGUUAGGUAUGUGUAUAAGGUUUAAAAAAACACCGCAAACGAUAUGGGUGCGCCCCCUAGUGGUUUGUUUGCCCAGAAUCCAAAAUUCAACACCUCAGUUUGAAACCCAAAAUAAGCGACAGAGGAGAUUUUUCAAUGGAUUCUGUUACUACUGGGUAUGGGAGGUGGGGGGGGCACUUCACUUAAAGGGCAACUAAUCUCUGGCUACUUGCGGGGGAGGCCACGUGGAGGCUGUCUCCCCCCCCCCCCCCCCCCUUUUUUUUUGUGGCUUUUUUAAUAAAAUCUCUUCUAUCACUUUUUUUGGGUUUCAACCAUAUACUAAACUAUCUAACAUUGGAUACCAUGCAAACCGACCACUAGGGGAUGCACUCAACUCCUUUGAGGUGUUUUUUUAAAAACCUUAUACCCAUACCUAACACUAUACUAAAAUUCAGAAGUUUACAAAAUUCCCUAAUUUUUCCUGAUCCCAUCUAAGCUAAGUACAGAAUUUAGACGUUGAUAAAAGCAGGUAUUUUAGUACCAUGUGCAUCUAUUACAGUUUGUAAGAUACAGCAUACUUACUGUGAGUUACAUCUCACAGUUGCAACUGCACAGAGCUGUACACAUGAGACCCAAUUUGUAGCACUUGCACCUGCCACAACAGCCAGAUUUACAGCCACAUUUGGUGAGCUGUUUGCAUGUCUUGGCUAUUGCAGAGUUGGCUGUCCAGAAGACCUGCCAUUCCUCACCAACCUUUUGACAUCCCCAUUCUGCAGGGUCCUCUGCUUCUGGCUGACACUGGGUUGCCUGGGCCCACUCACAGCCAGCCUGAUAGGCAGCACGCCUGGUGUGUUGGAGUAGAGCUGCUCUGGUUUCUGGCAAACAAGUCAAGCCUGGCCUCAUCCACAGUAGCAGCUGUGCUGGAUCUGUCAUACAUGAGAAUGACAAACUUCUCAAGCACCUCUAUGUCGCAGUCCUCCACUGUGGGAGGGUAAAUAUCCAGUUUGGGGAAUACAGUUAAGGAUUCUGGAGAUAUGUCCCAUGUAUGCCAAGCCAUUUUCUUGCCUUUGUUGCGGGAGGCAGACACAGUGUCACAUCCUGUAAAGGCAUGGAAGAAGAGCAUGCCUUUGACCUUCUCCUGGCCAACAUGCUGAAAUACACUCACCGGCCACUUUAUUAGGUACACCUGUCCAACUGCUCGUUAACACUUAAUUUCUAAUCAGCCAAUCACAUGGCGGCAACUUAGUGCAUUUAGGCAUGUAGACAUGGUCAAGACAAUCUCCUGCAGUUCAAACCGAGCAUCAGUAUGGGGAAGAAAGGUGAUUUGAGUGACUUUGAACGUGGCAUGGUUUUCACGCACAACCAUCUCUAGGGUUUACAGAGAAUGGUCCGAAAAAGAAAAAAUAUCCAGUGAGCGGCAGUUCUGUGGGCGGAAAUGCCUUGUUGAUGCCAGAGGUCAGAGGAGAAUGGCCAGACUGGUUCGAGCUGAUAGAAAGGCAACAGUGACUCAAAUAACCACACGUUACAACCAAGGUAGGCAGAAGAGCAUCUCUGAACGCACAGUACGUCGAACUUUGAGGCAGAUGGGCUACAGCAGCAGAAGACCACGCCGGAUGCCACUCCUUUCAGCUAAGAACAGGAAACUGAGGCUACAAUUUGCACAAGCUCAUUGAAAUUGGACAAUAGAAGAUUGGAAAAACGUUGCCUGGUCUGAUGAGUCUCGAUUUCUGCUGCGACAUUCGGAUGGUAGGGUCAGAAUUUGGCGUCAACAACAUGAAAGCAUGAAUCCAUCCUGCCUUGUAUCAACGGUUCAGGCUGGUGUGGGUGGUGUCAUGGUGUGGGGAAUAUUUUCUUGGCACUCUUUGGGCCCCUUGGUACCAAUUGAGCAUCGUUGCAAUGCCACAGCCUACCUGAGUAUUGUUGCUGACCAUGUCCAUCCCUUUAUGACCACAAUGUACCCAACUUCUGAUGGCUACUUUCAGCAGGAUAAUGCGCCAUGUCAUAAAGCUGGAAUCAUCUCAGACUGGUUUCUUGAACAUGACAAUGAGUUCAUUGUACUCAAAUGGCCUCCACAGUCACCAGAUCUCAAUCCAAUAGAGCAUCUUUGGGAUGUGGUGGAACGGGAGAUUCGCAUCAUGGAUGUGCAGCCGACAAAUCUGCGGCAACUGUGUGAUGCCAUCAUGUCAAUAUGGACCAAGCUCUCUGAGGAAUGCUUCCAGCACCUUGUUGAAUCUAUGCCACGAAGAAUUGAGGCAGUUCUGAAGGCAAAAGGGGGUCCAACCCGUUACUAGCAUGGUGUACCUAAUAAAGUGGCCAGUGAGUGUAUGUCAUGCACACUGAUCCAGCGCAAAGUCUGACCUUGCCCAAAUGCAAGCCACAUAUGCUGUAGGCCAGCCUCUUGGAGACCGCUGAAUACACUUAUAGCUAAGAUCAGAACAUCUGUGUCAUUUGCCUUGAUCAUGAUGGAUUGGCUACCAGUUGCAUGUUUGGUGUGCACAAAGAUGCGGCUGUCCACUUCCUCGUGAGAGCAUUUAUCCAGUCCAUCAAGACCAGUUGCACGAGUGCUGAGGACAGCAGGUCCCUUUGUGACGAUGAUGGUAUUUAGGGCAAACAUUUGUGCAACCUUGUCGGCAAGGGUGGGACAACUCUGUUUUGUUGUCAUUGUGCCUCAGGAAGUUAUGCCAGUUAGAUAGCAUGGUGUUCUUAUUUGUUACCUUGCGUCUUCCCCCCUGGCCACGUUUGGACCUGGUCUCAGCUUUAAGGCUUGAUGGGUUUUACACAUCAAACACCAGAUGUGUCAUUGUGUACUUGCUGGAGUACAUGUAGAUCACAGGUAGGAAGUCGAGAGCUGCAUAGUCCUCAAAAGUCUUGGAUCUUUUUGGUGGCAGGGCGUGGUCCAAAGCUGACCCAUCUACAAUGAGAAUGUCUGCCUCAGGUUCCUUGUCAACUGGUGGGACAUAAUUCUCAAGGAUAGGGGUCAGAUGAGACUUCUGGGAAGUGUACAAUUUUCCACCCGUUGCUCAAUGCAACAGGGAAGGACUGGUUCUCAUGCUGAAAGAACUCCUGGAGGUCAUGCUGAGUUACACAGCAGUGAUAUCACCAGUGUGCCCUGGUUGUGUGCCGAUACUCACUCUAUUACAUCUGCAAGCUUGUACUGUAUAAACAUCUAAAUUCUGUACUGCAAUGGCCCCAUUGGAUGCAUAGACCAAAAAUAUGUGCAUGCCAAAAGUUAAUGUUUCAUAGUCACUAAGAUCGGAUUACUUCAAGGCAAUGGCAGCCAUCUUGGACACCAUCUUGUUUCUCAAAUUUAAUGUUAUAACCCUCAUGAAAAUAACAGAUAAUGGAAAUGAUAUUUUCAUACAACCAUAUGCACGUAACAACAAUCGGUGAUACAAAUUUCUCACUCUCCCAAUUCUGUACAAGUAUCUAUAUGCUGUAUCUCAAGAACCGUAAUGGAUACAGACAUGUACUAGGUACCAAUGUCCGCAAUACCCAACUUUAUAUUCAACUUCAAUAUAUGUAUGGGGCUAAAUAUCAAGUCAUUUUGAGUUAUAAAGGAAAAACCACAUUUUGGGGCGGACAUCUUGGAUUUUGGGGCUGCCAUCUUGGAAUUUUGCGUGGCUAACGUUAUUUUUGAAAAGAGUGGGGUUUGAAGCGUAUAUGUACCAAAUGUCAUGCUUGUAUAACAAAGUGAACGAUUCGGGCUAUAUUAUGCAUUUGUCCGCUCCACUAAUAGUACUGCAGCUGUGCAGUUUAAUGAUGGAAUAAGUGAGCUUUACUUCCAUGAUGUCGCCACAUAUUUGCUCAUAAAAUGAUUACCUGGGCAAAUAUGACACCAUGACAUGACAAAGAGAUACAACCGCACAUUUUUUAGGACAGUGUGUGAAGUUACAUGAAACCGCCAUGGUGCGCGCUGCUGUGGCCAGCCGGCGUUCGCGACCCAUCUAUGCUGGUGGCGCUAGCAUCACAUGCGCUUCUACAACUUUUAAGAGGACGAAGAAGAAGCCCGCGGUGCAUUUUGGGUCAGUAGCAUGCCCGUAGGAUGCACCGCGACCAACCUACAAUGUGGGCGUGUCUAGUAUCUGAAGUAGUAUCUGAAGUAGCAUGCUACUCGCUCCGGUGGCCAAUUUGGACAUGCUAGAUACUACUUCGACUACUACUUGGCAAUUCGGACACAGCUGAUAUAUCCGGGAUUAUUCUUCAUUUCCUGAAACCAGCGCUGCGCAGUAGCGAUACGCGCAUUCGGCCGCGCAGUCGCCGUGGGUCGCUCGGCUCUUUUUUAAAAUUUUUAAAAUUUAUUUUAUUUUUUUAUUCCACCACACACAUAAUACAAAGCACACCACACACUAUUUACAAAUGUACAGUAAUUUACAAAGAAACAGAAAAAACAUUCAGGGUAUCUCUGUUAAGUUCAUAACAUAAAUCAUAUAAUUCCUAAGGCUUCACAUAUUUGCACAGUUUUGAUUGCUUUUUGAUUCUUGAGUCCUGUCAAUGUCCCAAUAUAAUGUCUAUAUAUGUGUCUUAUAUAUAUAUAUGUCUUAUAUGUCUAUGAUAAUAAUAUAAUGUCAUUAGUUCUCAAACCUGAUACAUGAGAGAAGACAUUCAGACAUUCUAAGGCUUUUUUCACUUCACAUUCGUUUUGUAAAAAGAUUGUAGUGUCAUCUGCCAGUUGACAGCACUUCAACUCCUCUCCAUCCAAUUCUAUACCUCAAAAGUGAUAUUUCUUAAUAUAUAAAGCCAUUGUUUGCAUAAUUAAUUAAAAUAGAAAGGGGGCAAUAGAAUCUUCUUGUUAAAUCCCUCUAUCGAUAUUGAAUCUAGGUGUGGUCCCAUAUGGUAACUUUAUUGAACUAUUACAACCAACAUAUAAAGUCUGAACCGCUUGUUUAAAAUAAUCACCAAAUCCAAAGAAAUCCAAUGUAUUGAACAAAAAUGUAUGCCCGACCGUGUCAAAGGCUUUAUAAAAAUCCACAAACAAAAUGAAACUAUUACCAGAGAGUAAUUCAUUAUAAUCAACUAGGUCUAGAAUUAGGCGGAUGUUAUUAGAAAUAUGUCCUCCUUUCAUAAAACCUGACUGACAGUCAUCAAUGAUUGUAUCAAGGCAGGGCUUUAGUCUCUGAGAUAAUAUCAAAGACAAUCAUUUAGCGUCGUUAUUUAUCGGGGUUAUUGGUCUCCAAUUAUCGAUUUUUAAAGCAUCUUUACCUGGCUUUGGGAUUAGAGAAAUAAGACCUUGAGACAUAGUUGCAGGCAUCCUUCCCAAAUCAAUUGCCUUCUUGAAAACGCCUAAAAGAAAUUCUGAAAUGUCUUCCUGAAAUACUUAGAAUUCACCAGUUAAACCAUCGUUACCUGGUGACUUAUUGUCUAUUAAUUUAGAGAUGCAUAAUUUAAUUUCAUAUAAUGGGAUCUUUCCAUCACACAUCUUUUUAGAUUCCUCACCUAUAGAUUUUGCAUUUUGCUUAAUAAAUGAAAGAAAAUUCUGUAUCAUCAACAUAAUAAUUUCUCUUAUACAGUAAUUCAUAAAAUUUUGUAAUAAAUUGCUUGAUCUCGUUGGGCUCUUCUGUAAUCCGGCGGUCAUUAAUAUUCAACUUAACUAAGGAGGACAUUUCAACAUUUCUUUUUUCCAGAUUGAAUAAGUAUUUUGUGUUCUUCUCCCCCUCUUCUAACCAUUUUCUCCUCGAUCUUACAAAGGCCCCUCUCGCCUUUUGUUCAUAUAUGAGGUCCAAUUGUAGGUGCAACAUGUUCAAAUUAUCCUUGUCUUGAUGACCUAAAUUUUCCUUACCAUGUAUUGCAAUAAUUUCUUUAAUAAUAUUAUCUUCUUUUACCCUUUUAUGUUUUGCAAUUUCUUUACUUCUCUGAAUAGCCAUUUUCCUAAUGUCAUAUUUCAUAUAUUCCCAUUGCCCACCAUAGGAAUUCAGAUUUUUAGCUUUGUUCCAGCAGUCCUUAAUACACAAUCUGACAUUAUUCAAAAACUUAUCAUCUUUUAGGAGCAUAUUGUUUAAUUUCUAGUAGCAAAAUGUUGGUUUGCUUCCUCUCACUGUGUCACUCAAGUUUAUUGAUAUAUAAAUUAGGUUGUGGUCUGUGAGGACUGAUGGUUCUAUUUUUACAUCCAGAAUUUGGUUUUCUAAAUCUCUAGAUACCAACCAAAAAGCAAUCCUUGACUGUCUAGACCUAUCUUUAGUGCACCACGUAAAUUGCAUUUUAUCUGGAUUCCUGUGUCUCCAUAUGUCAAAACAGUUCAAAUUUAAGCAGAGGUUGUCCACUUUAGCAGUAUGAUUAGCUCUUUUAGGCCUUGGUGGAGUACAAUCUAUUAAAGGGUCUCUUAUAGAGUUCUGGUCUCCUCCUAAAAUGAUCUUUGCAUUAGGAAAUGUACUUAUUAAAUUGGAUAUCUCCUCUUCCAACUCCCAAAAUAGUGCUCUAUUCUGUAAACUAUUGUUUGUAGCAUAAAUGUUACCCAUGAUGAAUACAAUGUCCCUUUUCUCCAACACUAAAAUUAGCCAUCUUCCAUAUUCAUGUGCUUUACUUUUCAGAAUAUUACCACUAAAUUCUCCUCUCAAGAUUGCCUCACCUGCAGAUGUAUUAGAUCCGUAUGACAUCCAAAUAUUAUCGCCCCAUUGAUUCUUCCAAAAAUUGUAAUCCGAUUUUAUUGCAUGAGUUUCUUGUAAAAGGUAAAAACCAGCUUUAAGUCUCUUACAAAACAAAAAGAUUGCUUUUCUUUUCGAUAUAUCUCUGAUACCCCGAACAUUAAUUGAACACACUGAUAAAGACACUUUCCUUCAAAUGAAACUGAAAAAUAAGAAAAAACUAAAAAGUGAAACUAAAAAAAAGAGACUGAUUUACAAAUGACUAUUUACGAUUCCCUCAGGAUAAAUUUGAUCAUUGCACUGUCUUUUAAUGUUUCAUAUUUUGGCCCAAAAUUAGUGAAAUUAGCAUAAACCUCGGUGUUUGAACCAUAGACUGUAUGUACUAUGGACAACUUGGUUCCGCCUACCGCCUGUAUACAGAUUUGAAGCCAAAAAGCUCUCGGUAUUUCCGGAAUUUUUCUUCAUUUGCUGAAACCAGCGCUGCGCAGUAGCAAUGCGCGCAGUCGCCGAGAGUCACUGUGAUGACGCUCAGCUCAAACAGCGUAUCCCCCGGGUGAACUACGCAAUCCCUGAACGCCCAUAGGCUGUAUCAGGUGUCAAUCAUAGAAAACACGAACCCCCUAAUAACUUUUAAAAACGGAGCUUCACAGAAAAAAGAGGACUUGAGCACAAACCAGUCUUACAAUAACUACAUGUCAACAUCACAAGCAGGGGGGAGAAAAAUUUAUGUUCUGUGUAAUAAAUUUCUAAAGUUUGUCCACAGCUCCAUAAGCUUUGCUGGCGGAGGCGGGAUUUAUGACCUAUACUGCAGCCCAUCAACAGAGGGUGCUGUUCUCGGAGUGGCUUUACUCAGCGAGGAGGCAGACUCUGUCCAUUCUAUAUACAGUCUAUGCCUUAGACACCCCCGGUUAUCUCCACUAAAGAGGGGCGUGAGAUAGGGGUCAUUAAACUACAUCAGUUUGAGACCUGAACUGAGUCAGAGAGCAUGAAUCAUGAGUGCCGGGUGGACUUUCAUCACAACAUUACUCCAUUUUUCUGCAUGAAGUUUAUUUGAGUUGUUUUCCAUUGUAAAGUUAUGUUAGGUGAUAAUAACCGUAUCCUCAGAGUUGUAAAAAAACACGUGCAGAAAUCGGCUAAACUUCCUUUUUUGUUGUGGACAGUAGUGGCCUGUUGUUUUUCUUCUGUUGUUUUCCUUUAUAGUUUUACAGAAACUAUCUGAUCACAAGGACACUAACUUUUUAUAUCAAAAACUAGCUUUGUAACCCACGGUGAACUGAGAUCUUGGAAGAAAUGUUUGGAUCAUCGACUGUAUAUAGAAUACAUACAAUAGACAGUCUAUGGUUUGGAUGCAUGUUCACUCAGGGGCUGUUGUUUCUAAGUCAGCCAGAGAGAUUCAUUUUUGAGGAACUUUGACCUUCUGUUUAUUAAGUGCACAAAAUACCAGUCCCAUUAACCUGCAGCCCAAACAAUGCUGUUCAGCACUUGUUAAUUGUUUUAUUCAGACAUUUUUCUUACUAUUUUCUUUUAGAAAUAUGAAAAAAAGACUGCAAAAUACUGAAGAUAAUUCUUAGUUCUACAAUACAGUAAAACAUUAAUGGUUUGGUUGAGCUUAUUAAAGCAGAAGUUACACAUUUUUAAAAAUGUUUAAUUGCUGCAACCUUACCCUGAUCGAACACAAAUCACAAACAACUUUUUUUAUGGUCAACAGUUCAUUCUCUCCAGUGUCUCUGUCCUUCAGGUGUCUGACAGCGACAUUCAACCUUUAAAGCCACAACCAAAACGCAGACGCAUUCUCAACCCCUCAGCAAUCGUCCCAGUGCCUGUCUACUCCAGCAAGGUUGCACUCAAUAAAUACUGUUUGCAUUGAUAACAGUCAGAGCUGCCGAGAGACAGCGACUGACAGUGUAUCAGUGAUGAUACAUUUGAAGCUUAGAUAACAAUGAUUACGAUUAUUCCAGAUGUUGUUAUACAGAUAUUUUUUCAUGGUAGCAUUAUAGUGUAUGUAAGCUGUCAGGUUUUGUGCUCAGGUUAGCAGCAGUCUUCAGUUGAAGCCAACAGCACCUGUUCUGACUGAAGCUAAGAACACAGGUGAGGUUUUAUCAGUUGCAGUCAAAACCAGCGUUUGAUUUUUGUCCUGAAAGGUUAAUUGUUUUUGUCUCUAAAUAGCGGACAGUGAAGAUGACAGCCUGUGGUCUGAGUUUUCAUCACGAAAGCCAUCAGCAGCCGUCGUCACCCUCAGUGACAGUGAGGAAGAAGAAACAGAACAAGCAGAGAGGAAAACAAAGCUGUAAGAACCUCAAAAGCAGCUUUAUCAACCAAUUGAAUCCUUUCUUUUUUAUUAUUCAUCUUUUAUCAGGAAUUCAUCAGAGAAUUUAUAAUCAAAACAAACAUGGUACAAAAAUAAAUUAUCAGACACAUCACCUAAACUCUAAAAAGACAAAAAAAAAUGUCAUGACUGACAUACUAUAUAACUUCAGAACUGCACCUUUAACUAGGGCAACUAGACGUCCCUGAUUUGGAUGACCUCUCCCCAGCUCAAGCUGUCCCUAGAAAUGUCCUUGAUUUUACCAUUUAAUGAACAAGAAAAAAUGUUACAUGUAGAGUGGAACAACGGUCAUUACAUUAGCUGGGCAGGUUGGAAGCAUGAGUGAGCAUGUAGCGCACAAUCCUGAACAACAGUUAUUACGGGGGGGACUACCAAGUAGAAGUAAGUUGUUGUCUGGGAUCACAUCGCCGAUGAAUCCCCCCUCCCCUCCAGAAAAGCCCAGAAUCAAAUUUGGUUUAACCCAUGCCUGAUUUUUGCCCUAUUCUGGAGAUUCUCUUUCCCCAGCAGAAAACAAGCACAGAUGAAAAAAAGUAUGCUGUUCAUUGAUGACUCUGCACUUGGAAGAUUGAAGAACAACAAAAUGAAUCCGAACCAUUCGUAACAUUCUUCAUCUUUAUUUCAGAGAAGUCAUCCGCUGUAACUCUCCCUCUCCUCCAGACAGUCCUGUCAAUAAACACUCCAGACAGUUUCUGCGGAAGAUCAGGUAAGUCUAGCCUUUUUACAUCUUGUGAAUUUACAGCUUCAUACCAAAUAAGAAGGUUAGUAGCUUUAAUCAAUAGAGCAAUGAUCAGAGUGUAAGACGGUUUCAGCAGUGUCAAAUCAGGAUCUGAACAUUUGGAUAAAACGUCAGUGUGAAAAGUGUUCUGGUUUCUCUUAUCUGUAUGGUUUCAGUCUGAGAAGUGCUUAUCAGUCUCAUGCAUGGAGGUUUUGGUGUAUGUAAGAACAGCAGGAUUAUUUUUAGACAAAUUUGUCUGCAAGUGCAACUAACAAUCCAUUCCAGGUUUGGAAAGAAAACACUGAGCAUCAAGUUUGUUGUUGCAAAAACCAAUGGACGUCUCGAUUUCCUGACUUCUUGGAAUGCACCAGGAGUUGUUGAUAGCACCUGUGUUCUAUAAAUUAGUAGUUUUAAAGUUUUCUUUGCCUCUUUGGGAAACUCAUUUAUAGGUUUUUUUCAGAUCUGCAUAAUUAUUUUGCUACCUCAGAAAAUUCAACACCUGGAAGCUUAUCACAAAAAGAUCAGUUUCUGUAACAGCUCAUUAAAAAACUGUAGUUUUGUUGUUUUUUUGCUGCUCUUUCAGAUGAGAGAAGAACUGUGGCAGUGAUGAUGACUACAGUAUUUAUAAGAACCUCCUUAAACUCCUUGUAUUGUAAGGUCACGAUUAAUGAAUUAGAUGAACCUCCAACAGUUGACACUUGGGUGUGUUUUCAUCCCUUAGUGAGUUCAACCAAAAGCUCCAGGCAGUAAACUCCCUUCUGGCUCCUGAACCUCAGAACACAGGCUCCAGGCGACGCAGAGGUCCUCCGUCUCCGGAAGAUGAUGAUGUUGUCAUAAUGAGCCCCCAUGAUGAUGAUGUUGUCAUCUUGAACACAAAACGUGAAGUUCAGAGUUCCCCAUACAGUUCUUCAGUCAAAGUGAUUCCCCUGAAGGUCCGCUGUCGAACAGACAUCCACAAGAUCCCGGUGCUGUCGGUGCGUACCCAGAGAUACCACUUAGAAGUUACAAGCAUGUAGCCAGCAGCUCCAUCAUUGAGUUAGUGUUUGUGUUUUAUAGUCGACACCUUUAAGUGACGUGGUGAGGCAGCUGUCCAACAUCCUCAAGGUUGCCCCUCCUCGCCUCCUGUUGAUGAGGGAGAACAUGGAGCUUCCCACAGACUCCACAGUCAGUGAGCUCGGCCUUGGCAUUGCAGAUAUCAUAGGUAGGUCACAUGAACUUAUGGUGGGUUUUUUUGUUUGUUUUUUAGGUAUUGUUAUUAUGAAUUGAUUUUAAUUUAUUGAUUUAAAAUAUACAUCAAGUUUUUAUCAAUUCCAUGAAAUGUAUCUGAGCACUUAAAAAGUUUAGCUGAUUCAGAUUCUGUUUGUGCUUUCUCCCCCUAAAAGAGCCCUGGUGCUUUUACUUUGUUUGAACACUUGAUGCCACAAAAUCAUUACCAUCAAGCAAACCUCUCACAUCCAGCUCUGAACUGAUGGUCUAAAGCCUGUGUCCAGAAAUAGGCUUCAACAUAACUCAAGCCUCACAAUAGUUAAUCCCAUUAUGGUCAUAGUGAGGGAAUAUCUCCACUUAAAGAAUCAUCGCUCUUUCCAGCCACACCACUCUGAGGGUUCAUGGCAGUAACUGUAAACAGCGUUCAUCCGGACUUUUUCCUUCUUUAAAAAAUGACCAAAGAAAAGCUUUUUUUCAUAUGUUUUUAACAAUGAAAUAAAAUGUUAGUUGAUAUUUUAAAAGUUUAAAACUUGAUAAAGGUUUUGAGGCGUGGAUGUUUGAGGGAUACAGUUAUCUGGCGUUCACUUUGUGACUGUACCUGUAACUGACAAGUCAAGCAGCUAUUGAAGAAACCACGGGUUUCCGGUUUUGGAGCCAUUUCCAGAAACUUGGCAAAUUUGUUAUCAUAAAGCAUUAUCUGAUGCAAGCAUGUUUACAGGUGGAAGAGAGCCAAGUACACAAAGUCCUGCAGAUGAGUAAAAGACUAUGGCCACCCUCGAAGUUGGGUGUUUUGCCAUUAGAGAAGAAGUAGUUCUUUCUCACAGCCGGUAUGCUCAGUCUGAUCUAAACUCAACACGUGAAACAAAGGUCAAGAACUGAAUAACUGGAUGACUUUGAUCCUAGUUAAAGUCCUCCUGGUGGCAGGGGGAAAUGUCAUGCUGUUGCUGUAUGAGCUAAAUCUCUGUGAGCGCUGAAAAUGCCUGCUACGUUUUUUCUCAGAAUAACCUCGAGAUUUUGGUCUUCAUGUGGGCCAGAUUUUUUAUGAAAUUUUGAAUAUGAUAUGAUUCUCACCAUCAAACUUAAAACCAUCCCAGCUUAGUCCCACUUUAACACAUCUGCACGGACUUACCUGAACUUGUGAGGGCUCCCAGCCUGAACGCAUCCGUUUUUGAAAAUUUGCAUAAAAAUGCAGCACCACCUGCAGGCAACAGGAAGGUACUGUCUCCACUUUAACAUUGUCAAAUCCUAACUGGCUGGCCAAAAAUUUCUCAACAUUCCAAGACCCUCCCCAUGUUUCCUUCAAGGUCUCAUAAUUCUACAACAAAUGCAGUCAUCUUAGCAGGAACUAGUUUUUAGAACUGCAUUUAUUACUGAUAGAAUCACCAAAUGUUGUACACACAGGUGUCCACUGAAGUCCUGAGACAUUUGAUAUCGGACUGGUCAUUUGGUGUGGCCUAUUCAAUUUGUCAUGUCUCCUUUUUUUUUUUUUUUUUUUUUUUUUUAAGCACCAUGGUUAAUUUAGAAAGAUGGGCUUAUACAAAACUACAGACAAGUCUUUAGAAUUCCAUUAAACCAACAGGAAGUCCAUCAUUAAAACCCUUUGCUUUUAUACACAACAGUGAUACAGCAACUUUCCCCCUCAGAUAAUAAAUCCAGAGAGAACUAUGAAUGCCUACAACUCCAGUUCCUCAGUCAGUCAGAUAUUAUUAUAUUAUUCCAUAGUGUUAUAACAUGCAGUAUUUUAUGCUCAGUAGUAGUGAAGAAUUUAUACUUAAGACUACAAGAAUGGCUGAAAUAAAGAAUUCAAUGUGCAGAAAAAAAAAACUAAUUUCCAGUUUCUUCUCUUUUGUCACGCAGAAUGUGACGUGAUGGCAGCAGAGAAGCACAGUGAAUUAGACAGCAGCAACAUCACUGUGAGGCUGCAGAGCAAAGACAGAGCCUCCUCACAGGAGUUCUCUCUGCACAGGGUCUGUAUCUCAUUUUCCUUCUUUUCUUUAUUAUCAGCACUGUGGUUAUGUUGGCAGCCAAACGAACAAAACAUUAAUGUAAUGACCCGUGUGUGUGUGUGUGUGUGUGUGUGUGUGUGUGUGUGUGUGUGUGUGUGUGUGUGUGUGUUGGCUCCAUCUUUUCCCGGUACAUGUCCAACAUGUCAACUGCUGACAAGAGAAAAGUUCGCUUCCACUUUGACGGUUCCAAGGUGAGAGACAGCCAGACGCCAGCUCAGCUAGACAUGGAGGAUGGUGACGUCAUUGAAGCUUGGACUUAGAGCUUUGGGUUCAUUUUAAAUCAUAGUUGUGUAUAUGAAAUGUUGACUAGUUUGAUAGUCCAUUAUUUGCAAAUGUUCAUUUAUUUGUAAAAUAACAAAGAGCCAACAUUUAAGAUACAAAAGAUAGAUUUUUAAUCUCUUAGUUGUUCCCACUCCCAGUGGUGCCAAACACUCUGCUGCCUGCCUCCUCUAUGAUUUACUUGUACAUUUGAAAGUCUUCAAUUAAAUUUAGUUUUUUCAGAC